Funneliformis mosseae is the source of this 234-nucleotide messenger RNA. The record is from the annotation of a GenBank genome assembly. NCBI's taxonomy places the organism in Eukaryota, Fungi, Glomeromycota, Glomeromycetes, Glomerales, Glomeraceae.
GAAGCCUUCUACAAGUUAACGUUCACCCACGCCAGACAAAAUCCUAUUUGUACCCUUAAACAAGAGAAAGAAAGUACUUAUCUUGCCUGCUCCCUAGGACGACCUCUAUCACAAACUUUACACGGUUUAACAGGAAUCAUGGGUUAUUCUCGUAACAUUCGAGCGCAUGCCUUAUACUCUGAAACCUUUGGCGCAUCAAAGGUUGUAUCUACUUUGGAUGGAGAUGACGAAUAG